Messenger RNA from Lineus longissimus, 3107 nucleotides. RefSeq names its product DBH-like monooxygenase protein 2 homolog. The coding region runs from base 48 to 1871 and encodes 607 amino acids. Gene Ontology annotation, cellular component: secretory granule membrane. Gene Ontology annotation, molecular function: copper ion binding; dopamine beta-monooxygenase activity. The transcript has 12 exons. Gene Ontology annotation, biological process: octopamine biosynthetic process; norepinephrine biosynthetic process; dopamine catabolic process. The record is from RefSeq and is a predicted model, not a curated record. NCBI's taxonomy places the organism in Eukaryota, Metazoa, Nemertea, Pilidiophora, Heteronemertea, Lineidae.
GAUCCGGUGACAUCAUAUCAGCUCGGAGAACCAUCCACGAUACAAGGAUGCUCCUUCUGAGUAGUGUUAUGGUUUGCCUGGUGGUCCUCAGGGCCCAGGCGAUGCCUUCUCCAAGUCGACCUUAUCCCAACCAAAAGAUAAUGGACAGUAAUGGGAACUACCACCUCUAUUGGCUUUACGAUCACACCAGCAUCACAUUCGAGAUUAUCGCGAAGACCACUGGAUAUAUUGGUUUAGGAUGGUCGCCCAAGGGUGGUAUGGCAAAUGGUGACAUCAUCAUUUCUGGGGUGUACGCAAACGGUACAGAUUACUUCAAAGAUUGCCAUGGCCUGCACAUAAAUGCUAAGCCUGUCUGUCACGAAACUCAGGAUGUGCUGCCAAUAAUGAGUCAAGAGAUAGCAGGAUACACCAGAGUUAAAUUCCGGCGGCAACUGGACACAUGUAAAAUGCACGACUUGCCCGUUACGAGCGGCACAAUGCGUAUGAUCUGGUCAAUGGGAAAGACUGAUGUAAUGGAUUGGCAUGGUAGCAACCGCGGGACCAGGAGUUUGAAGCUGCUCGGCGAUAAACAAGUCGAGGUUAAACUUCCCCCAGACGUCAAGACAUUUGACAUCGUCAAGGACAAUUUUCUAGUCCCUGACACCGAGACUCAUUAUGACUGUGAGAUCUUUCGACUGCCGAAGCUGGAGGACAUUCAUCACGUGAUAAAGGUCAUCCCUGUGAUCACACAUCCAGAAUUGGUCCAUCACAUCAUCGUGUACGUCUGCGACGCCAAAAUCAACACAUGGGCCAACAUGACGUACCAGGUUAACAACGGAUCUCAAUGUUUAUACAAGAACUCAGCUAUGUGGAGCCAUGGAUACUGUGAAACUGCUAUGUUCGGAUGGGCCGUCGGUGGCGGGAAUUUCACCUUUCCAAACAAUACAGGAGUACCAAUGGGAACGGACAGGGAGCCGUUUUAUGUGAUGCUCCAAAUACAUUAUAACAAUAUCAAGCGAACAAAAAAUGUCCGGGAUAACUCAGGUGUGCGUAUCGUCUACACUAAGACUAAGAGACAGCACGACACGGGCUGUCUCGUAUUUGGGAAGAUAUCCUUUGAACGGCUCAUGGUACCACCCCGGCAAUCCAAGUUCACAGUCUAUUCCUACAUACCAAGGACCUGCACUGGAGAGUUCGGAUUCGGGAACCAAACACAGAUCAGAGCCUUCGCCUACUUACUACACAGCCAUUAUGCUGGAAGCGCCAUCAGGUUAAGACAUUUCAGGAAUGGAAGAGAGCUGGAGUAUCUGGGCGACGACCCAACGUAUGACUUUAACUAUCAGAACAGCAUCACCUACCCACAGGAAAUCGUCAUCGAGCGGGGAGACGAGUUCCUCGUAGAGUGUACCUACAAUACAUUAGACAGGACUCAUACAACUUUGGGCGGGCUGAGCUCUCAGGAGGAGAUGUGUCUCACCUUCCUCUAUUUCUACCCUAGAAUCCCUCUCUCCAAGGUGAUAACUGCAACGAGUUACAGUGCCCAGAGCAAUUUCUAUGUAAAUAACCGGAAGGAUGACAGGACCAGCACGACCAGGCGCGACUUCCUGGCGUCCAACAUUAGAUGGGACAAGACCACCUCCAAGGAUCCGGUGAAGGAAUGGCAGCAAAUAGAGAAGGCACAGGAGAACUAUAUCGCUCUUUGCACAGCUUCCAAAGGGCUCGGUGUUGUUGAUAAGUGGAUUUAUAAUUUGAAUCCAUUCAAGAUCUACUCUGAGUACAAGCCACCAACUUUGCGAUGUAACAUCACCGCCUCAGCCAACGUGGCCCUUCCAUGUCACUUGAUCAUAAUGAACCUGGCAACUCUUGUGCUCCUUCUAGCCGAAAUAGUGUAAUACAGUGAUACAUUGCAAGACGUUCUCAAUGAGGACCUUUCAACGAGCAUGAUUUCCGUCCAUAACAUCCAAGAAAUUAGGUUUACCAGUUUACAAGUUUACAUACGAAAGUGUUUUGUACUUUUAUAUGAGCUGUAAUUGUUAGAUAAUCCUAGACUUUAUACAUGUAUACGCAGCUUAUUGUCAUUAUACAUAAUCCGCCCGCAAUUAGGGUAUUUCCAAUGACACCAUGAGUGAGCACAGAAAGCCUGCACAUGUACCAUAACGUUAAUACGUUAAGUGCCAAGUUUUUCUUCAACAAAUGUCACUUGGGUUCUUUGCACACUGGUCACAGCCUCUGCACUAUAUCUGUUUCAUUUGACAGUCUUUGUCCUCUUCUGACCAAGCUAUUCACGUAGAAAGGCAAGAAGUAUACAUAUUAGCAACUAAUCGACGUUUUACUAUAUCAAAAUAUGGAUGCAUUCUUGUUUCGAAGAAGUGGGAAAUAACACUCUGAUAUUUAAUGUUGGGUUGUUGUUCAGACUUUUGCCGCCAGUCAAGUUUAACACAAAGUUUAUGUCUAAACAUUUCAGAGAAUUACAUAUUGUACUAGCAUUGUACCCGUGGCGCAGGCAGGUUCAAAUGGGCUAUACCUUGAAUAGAUUGAAUUGCAAUGAAAAUAUAAUGCAGUAUCAAAGGAGCAAUAUCGAAGAGACAAAUUAAACCAACCAUUUGUCCACAGACUCGGACCCUGUGGCGUGCUGUAUGCGUGCAUAUAAAAGUAAAUCAAUUGGUCCGAAUGAGAUGAUGAGGCAAUGUGAAUAUACCUCGUUCUUUAGUCAGCAAUAUGCCCCUUUAUACGGAGAUGAAGGAGAACCCAGAUAGGCCUUCACAUGGCGGCCUCCAAAUGGCUCGGACCAAUUGCACUAUCUCCUCCUACAUGUAGCAUGAUCUCGGGCAAGGCACUUAGUCGACAGGCAAGCUAGAAGUUCAGCACCGUGAGCAGCUCCUUGAUAAGGCCAUGCCAAGUUCAGAGUGCCUCUUCAGAUACAUCAAGUUUUGAAAGCUGUGGUGAGCACAUAAACAUACCAUUGUAACCUUAAUUUGAAAAUCCCUUCAUAAUCAAGGGCUAGCUCUGGCUAAUACAGUACCAAUAUACGAUAGACCAUCAAUUUGACCCCAGCUCCUUACUGCGGGAAAACCCAAGUCCAGCAACCAAAAGUAUCAAAAUACAUUUUUGUUUACAUUUGAACUGCA